This is a messenger RNA of Arabidopsis lyrata subsp. lyrata, 440 nucleotides long. RefSeq names its product transcription activator GLK2. NCBI's taxonomy places the organism in Eukaryota, Viridiplantae, Streptophyta, Magnoliopsida, Brassicales, Brassicaceae. The record is from RefSeq and is a predicted model, not a curated record. Bases 195 to 440 code for a protein of 81 amino acids. The transcript has 2 exons.
GAUUAAUUUGUGUUGUGUUCUUCUUGUAAUGACAGAAAUAUAGGUCACAUCGGAAACAUCUACUAGCGCGUGAAGCAGAAGCUGCCAGCUGGAAUCUCCGGCGACAUGCGACGGUGGCAGUGGCCGGAGUAGGAGGAGGUGGGAAGAAGCCAUGGACGGCUCCUGCCUUAGGCUAUCCACCACACGUGGCACCAAUGCAUCAUGGCCACUUCAGGCCUUUGCACGUGUGGGGUCAUCCUACGUGGCCUAAACACAAGCCUAAUACUCCUGCGUCUGCUCAUCGGACGUAUCCGAUUCCGUUAGUUGCGGCGGCUCCGGCAUCUUGGCCAGGUCAUCCGCCGUACUGGCACCAACAACCACUAUAUCCACAGGGAUAUGGUAUCGCAUCAUCGAAUCAUUCAAGCAUCGGUGUUCCCACAAGACAAUUAGGAACCCACUAA